Molecule: messenger RNA, 1005 nt
Organism: Truncatella angustata
Lineage: Eukaryota; Fungi; Ascomycota; Sordariomycetes; Amphisphaeriales; Sporocadaceae
Exons: 2
Coding region: 243-911 (222 amino acids)
Source: RefSeq, a predicted model, not a curated record
GGUCACUUUUAAGUAUUGCAAGGACACCAAAAUAAGUUGAAGAAGGCUCACAGCUUGGCGACAGGCCUAUCUUAGCGUCUCCACAGAUGUAACAGGGAUAUAGUACAGGAACCAGAAAACCGAAUUCCUGCAAGCGUACUUCACUGUAUACUGUAAAGCCUACUUAAAUUCCAAGGCAUGCUUACUCUUGUCUUUAGCCAUCGGUCUGACCUUAUUAUUGCAAAAGUCAAGCGACAGCAUACAUGCACUUACAAGACUUGCCCCUAGCAGAAUCAAACAUGUCCGACUGCCACUGCCAGAAUUACAAGACGAAAGACAUGAACGCUUCCAGUAGUAUGCGUUCGGAGGAUUUUUCCAUAUUCGGCGGAAGUUCCAUCCGUGAUAAUGAGAGGAAUGACACUCAGAUUCCGCCAUUGGGUAUGUCUGGACCAAAUCAGCUCGCAAACCAUUUCACUGCAUCAAACACGGGUUAUGACAAUUGGCUUUUCGGCCAAGAGCACAAUGGUGGAUCACAUCCUUACUGGAAGAACAACACUGAGAUGGACUUGGACCCUUUGAGGCCAACGGCGACUCCCUCCAGGGCGCAGAAGCCUUCGCCGAUGAGUUUCUCCAUGUGGCCUGAGCAACCACCGAUUAAUUCGCAGAAUGGAUUGUUGGUGUUAUGUUCACGACUAGACCACUUGGAAUCUGCGAUGGCGCAAACACGGCUAAAUGUUGUAAAUGUGGAGCUUGGAAUAAGAUCGCUCGGCGAAGAGCUUCUGCAAGCAAGACGCGAUCGGGAGCAGAACGCCAUCGCGAUCGAGAAGCUCAAGAAUGGACUGGAAAAAUUCAUGUCCCAUGUUAUCAGCCGGCUAGAAAGAGAAGAGGACACGGCAGGAGCGGAUGAGCCUGAACCUGUGUUGAUCAGCUAGAUACCCUGUAGAAUAGAGACGCUAGCAGAAAACAGUAUUGAUCCCAGCCUGCUCACAACUUACUGCUUUCGGGAAGAUGUGGAGCAACGAGUGC